CUCUUUUUUUUCCCCAUGAUAUUUACAUGAAAUUUUGAAGAAUCAGUGAGAAGAUGAAAAUGUUGAUAAUUGUUGUGAUUUUUUGAAUGUUGUUGAUGUUUAAUUUGGAUGUUAAUUGUUGGUUUGGUUGCCAAACAUGUUCGAGAUGAUAAAGUUACCGUUAUGUUUUUCGUUGUACAAUUAGAAAAGAGAAACCAAUGGAAAUGAAAGGGAUGACAAUCAAGGAACAAUUAAAUCAAACUGAUUGAUGAAUUUUCAAUUGCAAAUGGAAAUUAGGUUAACUACACACCAGAGGAAAUCGAAAUGAUCAACGAAUGAGAAAACCAGAAAGAGGAAAAGCAGAGACAAAAAAGUUGAGCGGAAAAAAAAUCGUCAAGAGAAUUUGUUUUUCCGCUGUUAAUUGCUGGCUGAUUGUUUACUAAGGUGAAUCAAUGGAUAAACAAUCAACGAGAUGAACACACUAGAAAUUAAAUUGAACCUCUAACGAAACCAAAAUGAUCUUCCAUUAGAAUUCAAUGUCACCUGAGGAAAUAGAAUUGAAUAGAAACAAAAGUCUCCAGUAGAUUUGUCGUUUUGUCACCAUAACUCAAUCAUCGUCAUCAUAUUCACUCUUCUUCUUCCUCGUCAUGUUGUUCAAUAUCUUUUCCAGAUUCUCUUCAAUUAUGUCUUUAAUAAGUCAAUCAUUAUAUUGGUCCUUUGAUCUUUUACCUGUUGUAUUAGUUGAUUAACUAAUAGCUUUUAAUCACCUGUGUCACCUUGAUUAGUUACCUGUUGUUUUUUUCUUCUUGUGUUGAUUAAUAGACAUUGUCUUUUGAUUGAUCACAAUCAUCUUUAAAUUGUUUCUCUUGUUUGAGAGUUUGAGUUAUUUUAUAUACAUGAAGAUAUUGGUAUGAGAUUUGGUGAACAACGAGAAAGGAAAAUUGGACAAAAUUUCGUAUCAAAAUCAUCGACUGUUAGUGAUAAGUUAAUCGACGACGACGACGAUAAACCUUCAAGCCCAAUGGUUUUCUCAUCAACUAAGCCCAACGAUGGAUUAUCUUCAUCAACUACAAUCCAUCAUCAUCAUGAUGAUCAUCAUUCGAAUACAUCUUCUCGUUUAGCUAUGGUUGUUUUCUUUAUUCUACUAAUCAUGAUUAGUAUUGGUGUUUAUUUGUUAUUCGUUAAUUGGCCUAAAAUUAGUGAUCAAACAGACAAUCGAUCAGCUACUUUGGCUAAAGCGCUUCUUACUUGGUAUGAACAAGAAGUGGCCUCUGAUGACCAUCAUCACGAUCAUCAUCAUGAUGACCAUCAUGAAUCAACAACCGAUCAUCCAGCAGAUCAUCAUCAUGAUGAUGAUCAUGGAGAGGAAAAAUUUUACUGGGAAGAAACUUGGCCUGAGCCUAGUAAUGUAGAUGAUGAGGACGAUGAUGAUGAAGAUCAUCAUCAUCAUGGUGAUGAGGAUAAACAUGGUGAUAAUCAUGAUAACAAUAAAGAUCAUGGUAGUGGAGGAGAUGAAGUGAAACUUUCAUCAACUAAUACUGACGAUCAAGAAGAUGCUCAUGAUGAUAACAAAGAGAUUAACAAUUUAAACAAACCAACAACAACAUCCUCAUCCUCAUCCUCAUCCUCAUCAUCAUCAUCAUCAUCAACAACAACAACAAUCAAAUCUAAUGGAAAACACCAAGAAAAUGAUUUAGAAUCACCAAUCGACAAUAACGACGAUGAUUAUGACAAUGGAUCAAAUGAUGUUGUCAAAGGAUAGAAUUAACAAUUAAUCAAUUAAUUACUGGUUACUUUUUGCCCUCAUCCAUUGUUUUUGUUGACAAUCACAAUCAAAGUAACACAAUUAAAAACAGAAUCAAAAAAAACCCAAUCAAAUCAUCACUAAUAUUAAAUUUACCUUCAUUUUGUAUUAAUCACAUCAUUUGGUUAAUUAUAAUGAUUACUAUUUGAAACUGAACAAUUUAUUAAAUAAGAUGAGCUCUCUAAUUGGUUAACAAUGUUAACUUAAUUAUCUUAUCAUUUAUGGUUUUAUCUCAAUUGAUUAGUUACCACAAUUAGAUAAUUGCUCCUCUCUCUCUCUCUAGACAACAUAAGACAAUCAUCAUCAUAAACAGAUCAACAAUCAACAAUUAAAAGUUAAUUUCCAACAAUUAAAUCACUAAAAUGGAGGCUCGGAUUAUGGUCGUUGUCUCUUUAAUUGUCACACUAUUAUACGGAUCAUUUGUCUUUUUCACCUAUGUCAGUGUUCAUUCUGAUUACAAACCAGUUGAUCAACAAUCAACUAAUCAAAGUGAUUUAGUAACGAUAAUCCAACCAACAGGAACCAAAGAAGUGAUCGAAAUUGUAAUUGAUGGUAAAGAUGGUUCAUCGAUCACAAUUAACAAUUCAUCAUCUUACUUUUAUCAAUUGUGCCUUAAUUACUGUGAUGGUAAAGAAUCAGUGAAACUUAAUAAUGAAGUAAUUGAUUGUGUUUGUCCCAAUUAAUCAAUUCGAAAGCCUUACCAACAAUUAACUUGAUCAGUGUUUCCAUUUUUCCUUCAUAAUUUAUUAUCAAUUUACUUUUUAACAACAACAUCAACAGAUGAUCAACUCUUCAUAUCUUAAUCUGUGAUCCUAAUUGUGCAUUUUUCUUAAUCCCUUAAUCCACUUUUCUACAUGUUUGUAAUUAAAUCAUUAGUCCCAAUUAAUUAGUUUAAUUUUUAAUCAACUUUACCAUAGAUUUUAAAUUCAAUUCAAUAAAAACAAUACAAAUUCAUCAUCUUAAUCAAGUGUCAACCUUUCAAUUCAUUUUUUUUUCCUGUUUUUGGUUAAUCAUCUCAUUUCAAAUCUAAUUGUUGUUGAUUUAAAUUAAAUUAAAUUGGUUUAAAUUGUUGUUGAUCUAGAAAAUUGUGUUUACUUGUCAUCUUGAUAAUUGUUUUGCUUUGAAAUGGUGAUUAAAUCAAUUCUAUCCAUUGGUUAAUUGUCAACUAAAUAAUCUCAUUGAUGUUAUGUUAAAUCUUGAGAAUUGUUGAUUAUUGAUUGUUCCAGAUAUUGAUUGAUUGAUUAUCAUAAUGAUGAGGCAAAUACAAUCUACUUGUGGUCAAGUAAUUAGAUGGACAAUCAAUGAUAAACAUUGGAAAUUAGUCUGAAAAUUUGCGAGAAAAUCUAAAUGAUAAAACAUUUCCAUAUAAUCUCAAUGAGAUCAGAUUAUCAGAAAAAUGGAUUAACAGGGAAAAUUUUCCUUCUUAAUUGUUGUUCAUUAAGCUGAUGAUUCCACUUUAUUUUGAAAUAACAUUUUCUACAUUAUAUCCUACCAAUUGUUCACAAUUGUUAUGAUUACGAAUUUAAUUGCGCAGGAGACAAUUUAGAAGUCGAGGAAAACAGUUUACCUGGAAUUGUCUUCUACUUUUUCUGGUCACCAAUCAAUAUCUUCACUCAUUAUUUAUCUUCCAUCUCUUUCUUUUCAUCUUUCUAUCAUCCUAUCAUCUUCCAUGAUCCAGAUAAAUUAAUGGAAUAGUUUUUUUCCAUGGGACAAUCAACAGAACGUUCAAAAACAGCAACAAUAUCAACAUGGAAAAUUUGAUUUUCUUAUUGAUAGUUAACAUGAUUAGAAUUAAAUUGCAACAACAAACAUCAUCAUCAUCUUAUUAUCAAUCUGUUAAUUGUGUCACUCUUUCAUCCAAUUUAUAACAAUUACAGUUACCCUACGAUUAUCGGUCAACAAUCAGUUGAUUGUUUACAAUUUUCUCGCCAUCAACAAUUUGAUUUCUCUCUAUGGUAAUGGGAAAUCAUUGUAGUAAAAAAACAGAGAAACAAAUGAUUACCAAACUUGCGGAACAAACUUAUUUUACCGAGAAGGAGGUAAAACAAUGGUAUAAAGGCUUCCAACAAGAUUGCCCUGAUGGUAAAUUAACAGAAAAGGCUUUUGCAAAAAUAUACGAAAGGUUUUUCCCCAAUGGUGAUCCAACUCGAUUUGCUCGAUUACUUUUCCAUGUUUUCGAUGAGAAUCAUGAUGGAACAAUUGAAUUCGAAGAGUUCAUUCGAGCGCUUUCGAUAACAUCCAGAGGAACAAUGGAAGAGAAACUUUUAUGGGCUUUUAAAUUAUAUGAUCUCGAUUCUGAUGGUUAUAUUACUCGGGAGGAAAUGUCCAGUAUUUUAGAUUCCAUGUUAAUUAUGAUCGGUGAUACUUCACUUGAACACAUCGAUCCAAAGGAGAGAGUUGAUCAAAUUUUCCAUGAACUUGAUAGGAAUAAAGAUAAUCGUUUAUCUUUAGAUGAAUUUCUUGAAGGAUCUAAAAGCGAUCCAAGGAUUGUUCAAACUCUCUCGUUACACAAAAUAUUAUAAUCUCAACAAUUAAGCAACAAUUAAGCAACAGAAUUGACAAAAUUAAGAGGCAAAAAAAAAUGAUUCCAUCAAAUCUAAUCACUCAAUCAUUUCAAUAUAAUCAUUAUCAUCAUGCAAUCAAAUUAAUAUCAUGGUAAAAGUUAUCAUCAUUACUUUUUGUAUUUUAAUUAUUAUAGACAAGAAAAAAUAAUUAAAAAAUACUUGUUGUUAAUCAAUGAUUAU
Molecule: messenger RNA, 4527 nt
Organism: Panonychus citri (citrus red mite)
Lineage: Eukaryota; Metazoa; Arthropoda; Arachnida; Trombidiformes; Tetranychidae
Product: frequenin-1-like
Exons: 11
Coding region: 3736-4305 (189 amino acids)
Molecular function (GO): calcium ion binding; calcium sensitive guanylate cyclase activator activity
Source: RefSeq, a predicted model, not a curated record